GGGGGAAGAAGGCCCCGGAACGAGGCCGGCCCGCGCGGGCCCGCGCUCCCUUCCUCCCCCGCGGCCGCACUCACCCGCUCUGGAACCGGCCCUGUCGCCCCCGCCCGCGCUCCUCAGCCGGCUGAGAACGGCAGCGGCCCCGACUCCGCGUGCAGCGUCUUUCCGGGUAAGACCUGAAGGUCCUACGACUCGAGUGCGAGGCCCCCGGGCCCUUCCCACGAAAUCGGCGUUGAGAAACUCCAACCCCCCCUCCCGCCUCCCAGGCACCCCCGAGUCCAGGACUACAACUCCCAGCAGGUUGCGCGAAAGGAACGCCCGCGGCAACGGAGGCUCACGAGGCACAAACAAGCACAACGCCCCAAUCCGUUCUUUUUUUUUACACUCUUUCGCUUUCCCUGUACACUCAUACACCUCGACAACCCCAAGAAACAGAAGGCUAACUCCCAGUAGGGGCUGAACUGAGGGAGAGGCCACUCAAAGUGCCCACAUGUAUAGAACAAGAUUUCCAGGGGGAAAAAAGAGUAGGUCAAGUUAGGCGAAGGAAAGAUGGCGGAGACUUCGCUAGGGGACCCGGAAGCACUUACCCCCCACUUCCUCCUCCUGUUUGGCUUCAGUCUCACCUAGAGCCGUCCGGUGGCGGACCGUCUUCGAGACGCUUCCUGUCCGGUGAGCGAAGACCGAGUGCAGCGCGGCCCAUAAUGCAUUGCGUUGGCGGGGAGGAGGGUGGGGGUGGAGCCAGAGCCGGAAGUAGAACGGCGGCGGCGGCGGCGCCGGUGACUCUCUGGCAGCUCGGGACUCAAGUGCAAGUAACCACGUCACCAUGAUCCUCCAGAGGCUCUUCAGGUUCUCCUCUGUCAUCCGGUCUGCAGUCUCAGUCCAUUUACGGAGGAACGUUGGCGUUACAGCGGUGGCAUUUAAUAAGGAACUUGAUCCUAUACAGAAACUUUUCGUGGACAAGAUUAGAGAAUACAGAUCUAAGCGACAGGCAUCUGGAGGACCUGUUGAUACUGGCCCAGAAUAUCAGCAAGACCUGGAGAAGGAGCUUUUUAAGCUUAAGCAAAUGUAUGGUAAAGCAGACAUGAAUACGUUCCCUAGCUUCGCAUUUGAAGAUCCCAAAUUUGAAGCUGUUGAAAAACCCCAGUCCUGAAGCAAUAUGUAAAAUUAAUCUGGUAAUUUGUCAUGGUUAGUUGUACAACUAAGCAGUGGUAUCAGAAUAAACAUAUUUCACGAUUGUCAAA
Messenger RNA from Trichechus manatus latirostris (Florida manatee), 1238 nucleotides. RefSeq names its product ATP synthase peripheral stalk subunit F6 (gene ATP5PF). Gene Ontology annotation, biological process: proton motive force-driven ATP synthesis. The transcript has 4 exons. Lineage: Eukaryota; Metazoa; Chordata; Mammalia; Sirenia; Trichechidae. The record is from RefSeq and is a predicted model, not a curated record. Gene Ontology annotation, molecular function: proton transmembrane transporter activity. Bases 821 to 1147 code for a protein of 108 amino acids.